This is a messenger RNA of Lachancea mirantina, 288 nucleotides long. The record is from the annotation of a GenBank genome assembly. Lineage: Eukaryota; Fungi; Ascomycota; Saccharomycetes; Saccharomycetales; Saccharomycetaceae.
AUGAGUAAGCUAUUGAAACUGAGCUCUACGGCGUUUCUAGCGUCAGUUUUGACCAGUUCUUACUAUUUUUACGCGGUCGACCGUGACGGGUACCAUUACCAGAAUUCGAGCUGGAAACGAAUGAGUGACUACGUGCAAGGUGUGAUAGACCGUAGGGAGGACAUUGUGGGGGCUACGUCGAGUGACAAGCCGCACGAUGUGGUUAUAAGGCCGUUUGGCGAAACGGUUAAAGAUCUUUGGAACCAGCAAGUGAGAGAUGUCGCGAGCUGGGUUUACUCGUGGAGCUAG